CUGGCCUGUCUCAGGGAAUGUUGUUGCUGGGAGGGACGGCGUGUGUUUGCAGAGUAAACGUUCUACAUGGAAACAGCACGGUAGCGAGAAGUGUCAUUGAAUGUUCCAUUGGAAAUAUGUGUCUACCAGGAUGAAUUAAAUUAGUACACCGUUUGGAUUAAGCACUUGUACAACAUGGUGAGUUUUGGUUAAACAAGACGCGACUUUUUAGCUAAAUAACUAACGUCGCCAGUUAACGACUUCCCAGGCCGCGGCAGGGUUCGAGUCUUGCUGAGUCUUGCCACCAUGUUUACAUCCUUGCUUUCGCCAGACAACUUUGUCAACACAACUGGAAGCUAGACUACAAACGUCUCUAAAAUCGCGAACAAAUUGAAUGUCGUGACAUUUGCUGAUAAGGGAAAAAUGACAAGUAGCUAACUAACUAUUAAAGUAAGCGUUCUAACUAACCUUAGUUAGCUACAUUUAAAAUGUACCUGUUUGUUGUGCAUCUAGCUAAAGAGGCUAACGGUGCGUUGGCCAGCUAACUAGCUGGCUAACGGUGCGUUGGCCAGCUAACUAGCUACAAUCUGCGCUGCUAGUUGCUAACUACCUAACCAGCCACUUGACGAAUGCAAAUUAUUUACAGAUUAAAAAACAACAACAUUUAGACAGUUAUGCACACCAACAUAUGUAAUAUAACGAUAUUGGAGCCCUUUUGUUGGUGAAAUGGUGCCUGACACUGUUAGGCUAACGUUAUGCAUUUGCUGGCAGCUAGCUAAACUUGCCAAUCAAUCUCUCACUGGAAACGGUAGUAGUAGAUGGCCUAGGAGCUAGUAGUAACGUUAACUUGGUUACAACUUUUUAAUGUGUCAACAGCAAAUGUUUCUAACGCGUUUUCUGUAAGUUGUUUAAGAUGUGUCAAGUUGGCAUAUUCACUUUAACAGCAGUUACGUUACGGUCCCAAAAACUACCAUAAAAUAAAAAUGCCUACUUCCUGUAAUUUAGCUAGCUAGAACAAGGCCUAAUUACUGUAAUUUAGCCAGCUAAAUAAAUUACAGGAAGUUGGCCUUUUUAUUAUUUUAAGGUAGUUUUGGGGACUGUAACUGCUGUUAAAGUGAAUAUGCCAACUUGACACAUCUUUGUCACAAACCAUGGUGUUUGAGACAAGGUAAGCUUAGUCUCAAACACCAAAGUAAGCUUUCGGCCCAGGGGCAGACCUUGAAGUGGCGGGUUUCUGCCAGUUUUCUCACCUAACGGCCAGGGUUUCACACCCAACUCAAUGGGGUUCUUUAUUAGAUAAGGCUCCCUGGGGUACUUGUAUCUUGAAAGUGAACUUAUGUGACCUUGCUGUACUAUCCAUUUGUUAUCUAUUGUGACUGCUCAGCCAAAUGCCAGUGUCAUAAACGUUUACAAGUUUGUAUCACUAAAUAAAUUUCUACAGAUAUGAUUUAGGUGGCCAAUGCUGCUCAUUGAUGAAGUGGAUGUGUGUCAGCAGAACCAAGUAGUUAUUUGUCCUCAAAGGAGUACGUUCUUGCAUGUUGGAUGUCAAAUGUUCACAAGGGCAGUAGACGAGGUCUAGCAACACUCUCGUCUUGCCCCUUGUAGAUGAGCACAUGCCGUUGGUGCACAUCAGUGGGCGACGAUGUUGCAAAACUGCUCCAGAGGUACUGUGCUGGGAAUCUGUUAGCAGAGGAUGAGAAGGCACUCAACAAGGACCUCAGGUACUGCCUGGAGUGUGUGGUAGUGUACCACAGGGCGAAAGAGGAGUUGCCUGGACUGCACAGGGUAAGGAGGAACCAUGUAUGGUUUGUGGUCGAUUCAUCCACAUUGCUGAGUAUUAAAAUAAGACCAUAAUAUGGAUAGGCAGGUGUGUGAUCACAAAUAAAAUCACGUACUUGAAAAACUGUUGCCAGUGUCCACAUACUUUCUGUACGAUUGAUCGACUCCUUUCCUCACCACAACCCCUCUAAUCUCUCUUGCUCUCUCUCCCACUCUCACUCCCAAAAAACUCUCUCUCACACACACACACACACAGAGGCUAUGGGAGUUGGAGACGUCCAGGCUCCUGGGCAACUUCUCUAAUGCAGCAAAGAAGGCACGGCCGUCUAAGGACCUCAGCUAUGUAGAAGAGGACGGCCGGGAAAUCGCAGUGCCUCAUAUCAGCCCCGCCGAGUACGAGGACAGUCUUCGGGUUCCCCUGUCAGAGGUCCUCAAAUACCCCUACCUGCUGGCACAACCCGAAUUGAGUAAGCACUCUUUUUCUUUUCAAUUUAGGUGAUGGAUAUCCUAUAAAAGCCCCCAAACCAAAUUUAGGAAUGAAGCAUGCUUGAUUAAGUCCUGGACUGUGCUCUUGGUGGGUUUAAAUUGAUCCGAUUUUCUAUUUUCCAGGUGAAAUGUGUGUUGAGGCAAUAUGUAAGAUGGAGGAAUAUAACUCCUUCCAGGUGUUGGAUAAAUAUCCAGGGAUCUACCUCCUCCUCGUCCACCCCAACGAGACGGUAAUAACUUAAAUGCUGAAUUGUUACAAAUACAAAAAACAAAUGGAGACUUUUAUGGUUCGAUGGUAAUUAAAUAAAAAAUACAUUUUGUAUAUCUAACACGUCUUUAUAUUUGUUAAAGAGCUUAUUAAGGCUCUCGUCUGCCUGGCAUGGUCACAAACGCUUCUGUAAGUCUACUGUCAUCACUUCUGCUGUUAUUUAUUCUUUCAGAUUAGGCGGUGGGCAAUUGGUGCUGCCAGGUCUUUAGGGAAGGUGGACCGAGACGACUUUUAUGAACUUCAGGACAUCUUCUCCUGCAUGUUCUGCAAUGUCGAGCUGCGAAUCCCCCAGAACUUCCCAGACAUGGAUACCUCCUAUGAUCCUACGACUAAGAUGACAUGGCUGCAACCGCAUCUUUACGAUUCAAAAAAUGACAAAAACUACUGGUUGGGUAUGUUUCUUUGCCCUGUGUUCCCAUUUGGGGUCUUCCAGACCUUUCUCCAAGAGAGUGUAUGUUUUUUGUGAAACAACUGAUGUGCUCGAGGGUAAGUUAACCAUUUCUGAAGCGCAAAUAAAUACUAUACCCGUUAUAUGAUCCACAGCAGUGUUUUAUACACUGAACAAAAAAUAUUAACGCAACAGUUCAUAUAAGGAAAUCAGUCAAUUGAAAUAAAUUCAUUAUGCGCUAAUCUAUGGAUUUCACAUGACUGGGAAUACAGAUAUCCAUCUGUUGGUCACAUAUCUUUAAAAAAAGGUAGGGGCGUGGAUCAGAACCACUCAGUAUCUGGUGUGCCCACCAUUUGCCUCAUGCAGUGCGACACAUCUCCUUCACAUGGAGUGGAUCAGGCUGUUGAUUGUGGCCUGUGGAAUGUUGUCCCACUCCUCUUCAAUGGCUGUGCGGAGUUGAUGGAUAUUGGCGAGAACUGGAACACGCUGUCGUACAUGUCGAUCCAGAACAUCCCAAACAUGCUCGAUGGGUGACAUGUUUCGUGAUGUGACUUACUUUAAUGUAUGACUGUUAUUUAUCGAAUCACCUAACUAUGUUUAAUUGCCACUCGAUUUAAAUUAAUAAUGUAACAAUUAACUCAUUAGGAAUUUGGGGCACCACAGAAGUUGUUUAAUGAGUUACCAUGUCCCGAAUUAAACUCUUAGAAGAUAUAUAUAUGUUAUAUAUCGAUAACAGUCACUUAUCAAAUAAUUACCUUUUGUCAGUCUCAUUCUGAACGUCGCAUAAUCCUUGUACCUGCAAGAACCCUAACCUUAUUGAUGAAUCAGCAAUACACAAAUUGGCUUUAUUAUUUAUUUACUAACUAAAUAAUAACACCUUACAAACACGUUAUUGAUUACUAACGUAAUACAAUGAAUACAGGUCCCUAGUGGACUGGACUAACAUUAGCAUGAAUGCUUGGGUAGUGGAGGGGUCAGAAUGGACGGUAGAGACAGAGAUUCAAACUAUCGUUGUUAUUUUGGAAACAACGCUCACAGUAAUCAUAAUACUUAUGCACCCUAAUAAUCGCUCAUUCGGAUUAGAAAUGCAACAUGUAUUUACGUGUUGCUGUCCUCUAGUUGAGUUGAUGAUGUAGGAUUCUGGUUUGCCCACCAGAGAUCUCAAUGUCCUUGGUAGAGUUUCUGGUCGUAGUGGUGGUUAGAAUGGAUACUUAAGAUGUACCAGCGGUUGUCUGAGAGGGAUUGUCCUCCUCUCUCGUGUCUUGAGUGAAAGUUCUCUAGACGACUAUACAUGCCAGCUGCAGACUGAGAUGAUAAGGUCUAGUGCAUUGUCUUCUUCUUCACCUCGUGUAGAGGUUCAGAGUUUCUCAAUUUCAAACAUGUGGACUCACGUUUUCUGGUCUUUCUAGUCUAACCAUUUUGUAACGUUUAGCUCACGCUUCACGUCUGCUGGUCUGUAGUGUUUCAACCAUUUCAAGCCGUGGGGCUUGCUGGUCUGGUGAAUUUCGUCACAAGGCUUUUUAUGCUCUUGGGGUAAAAGGGGUGUUCCAUCAUGUUUGUGCUCAUCUUGGCGUGGCCACUGACUCAGAACAAAUCAAUAUGGAAAACAAUCAUCUCAUCUAGAAUGCUGAAUUCACAUUAUCUUCACAAAAGUAUUAUUAUACUUAAUAAUUUGUUUUAUACAACCAUUAGAUGCAAACCCCAUAACUGGGAAGUGUACGCCCCCAGAGAUACAGUUAUGUUGUUCCACCAUCUUUAAUGACAUCACAACAAAGUAACACAUUUGACAUGAUUGUUCUUUAAGUCCCCACCAACCAUUUCCCACGUUCUUUUAAGUAGGAAUAUUGUUUCAUUAUCCACUUUUGGUUGUUGGAGUCUUGGCGGGAAGACUUCCUUUGUCUCACAGAGAAAUUCCCUCUCCCAAUACUGCAUGGCACGGAAAAUAAAGUUUCUGCAAGGAAUUUACGACCGGUCAUAAAACUGGCCCCCAGGAAAGGGGGUGUUCAAACCUUUACCUAGCCGGAAUCUUUGAUACUCAGUCAUGACACAUGUCUGGUGAGUAUGCAGGCCAUGGAAGAACUGGGACAUUUUCAGCUUCCAGGAAUUGUGUACAUAUCCUUGCAACAUGGGGCCGUGCAUUAUCAUGCUAAAACAUGACGUAAUGGCGGCGGAUGAAUGGCACGACAAUGGGCCUCAGGAUCUUGUCCCGGUAUCUCUGUGCAUUCAAAUUGCCAUCGAUAAAAUGCAAUUGUGUUCGUUGUCCGUAGCUUAUGCCUGCCCACACCAUAGCCCCACCGCCACCAUGAGGCACUCUGUUUACAAAGUUGACAUCAGCAAACUGCUCACAUGACUCCUUUCAUGCUAUCUGCUCGGAGAGUUGAAACCGGGAAUCAUCUGUGCAAAGUACACUUCUCCAGCGUGCCAGUGGCCAUCGAAGGUGAGAAUUUCCCCAAUGAAGUCGAAUACGACAGGUCAAGCAAGACCUGUCCGGGUGGCUGGUCUCAGACGAUCCCGGAGGUGAAGAAGCCGGAUGUGGAGGUCCAGGGCUGGCGAGUUUACAUGUGGUCUGCGGUUGUGAGGCCGGUUGGUCGUACUGCCAAAUUCUCUAAAAAUACGUUGGAGGCGGCUUAUGGUAGAGAAAUUAACCUUAAAUUCUCUGAUAACGGCUCUGGUGGACAUUAAUGUAGUCAGCAUGCCAAUUGCACGCUCCUUCAACUUGAGAUAUCUGUGGCAUUGUGUUGUGUAACAAAACUGCACAUUUUAGUUGCCUUUUAUUGUCCCCAGCACAAAGUACACCUGUGUAAUGAUCAUGCUAUUUAAUCAGAUUCUUGAUAGGCCACACCUGUCAGGUGGAUGGAUUAUUCUGGCAAAGGAGAAAUGCUCACUAACAGGGAUGUAAACAAAUUUGUGCACAAAAUUUGAGAGAAAUACGCUUUAUGUGCGUAAGGAAAAUGUUUGAUAUUUUAUUACAGCUCAUGAAACAUGGGACCAACACUUUACAUGUUGCAGUUAUAUUUUUGUUCAGUAUAGAUUUGAGUAACAGAAUGUGAAUAGAGAACUUGUUAAUGAGCAACGCAGUCAAUAUUAAGCAUCACAGUUUAUGCCCUCUCUCCCCUCCCCCAGGCAUCUGUAUGCUUUUGACACAGCUGGAUGCCCAGGCUAUGGACUCGCUGUUCCUGGGGCCAGACAAACAGGCCAACAUACUGCACUGUAUCCUUAACGCCAUGGACCGUGGCAUGGAGGGUAAAGGAAUAGAUACUUUAUAUCUUCUGCCUGUCUCAAUGUUUUUCUAUUUCCAUCGUGCCAACUGAACAUGAAGCUGGUCAGUAGAGCUAAUUUGCUGUCUACAGCUUCCUCUUUGAGAAUAAAACAUUAAAAUGUUUAAAAUUAAACCUUUUAUUUAACCAGGAAAAUACCCUUGUUGUUAGAAACCUCCUUUUGCAAGGGGGACCUGGCAAGAGGUCAGCAGGAAGAAGUCUGCGUGUACAUACAAUUCAUUCAAAAUAAUUGCAAUGGUCAAUGACAUUUUCUUCUAUCAGAGCUUUAAAGACACAGUGAUACCCUCUACAGUUUUUUGGUCUUUUGUAGUUUGUUCCAAGACCAAAGAGUGUUAUAGUAUUUUUUCCCCCCCACAUUUCAGUUCUUGCCCUAGGAACUGUGAAGGAGAGCACUGACUGCGAGCAUAGGCUGUGGGAUUGUGAUUUUUAGUUGGGAGCAAAGAUAUGUAGGGAGUAGCCCAAGCACUGCCUUGUACCAGUGUUUAAGCCUUCUGGAAGGGAGGGCCACUUCACCAUGUUGUGUAUUUCACAGUAAUGAGUGAGUGGUCUUGCAUUAGUGAUGAACCUAAGCAGUCCUUGAUACACUGCAUCCAGCACCUUAAGUGUACUGGUGGAGGCUCGCAUGUAAAUGAUGUCACCAUAGUCCAACACAGAUAAAAAUGUACCUUCUACAAGAGCCUUCCUAACUGACGUAGCUAAUAAUGUGUAAACAUUUAUUUCCCCAGAUGAAGAACCAUCCAAGGAGAUGGAUCCCUUUUGGCCAGUCUUGCAGUGUUUUAUGGUGAUCUUGGAUUGUUUGGGCUCUAGGAUUUGGGGUCCGAUUGAGCCAACCCAAGCCUUCCAGGCCAUCACAGGAAGACCAAGCUACUCUGCAGAGCUCGAGAGCAUCAAACAACAAACCAUGAUGUACGUUUCACUAUUUAUCUAGCCUUGAAUUCUUUCAUAUUGUUAUUUCUUAGAAGUUAAGCAUAUGGUUGAUACUAUUCUUCUUUUGCUCUGAAGAUCAAGGGUUAAAACGGAAACUACAUGUGAUGAUGACAUGGUGACCUGCAGUCAGAUGGUUUAUGACAGUAACACCAAAGUGAGCAAGGUAUAUUAUUAGUUGUACUCAAUUCCUCUAAUAUGUAGAUCUGUGGUUAGCGUUCAAAUGUGUUUUAAGUCAGCACUUGAAGCUUUCCCAAAACAUGACCUUUUUAGAGUAAAAAACACAAUGCAGAACAACAAACUGCUUAACAAGCUCUUCUCAUACUCAAGCUAUUCUCCCUGAUCUUUCUUACAGAAGGAUUCCAAGCUUGUUUCAUGUGCUACCAGUCAAGAGCGUCCACGAGUCAGGGACAGUGUUGAGGUUAUUUAUUGCAAACAGUCUUAAUAGGAAUAAAACAUUAUUAACCCAACCUCAGACUGAAACAGUAAAAAAUGUAGGGUACAUCUGUGGUGGCCUUUAGUUUGGAGGUACACAUGGUUUUAUUAAAUGUCAUAUUACAAAAUAUUACUAAUGUAGUACUCCUGAGUGGCGCAGUGGUCUAAGGCGCUGCAUCGCAGUGCUAACUGUGCCACUAGAGAUCCUGGUUCGAAUCCAGGCUCUGUCGUAGCCGGCCGCGACCGGGAGACUCAUGGGCGGCGGACAAUUGGCCCAGCGUCAUCCAGGGUAGGGGAGGGAAUGGCCGGCAGGGAUGUAGCUCAGUUGAUAGAGCAUGGCGUUUGCAACGCCAGGGUUGUGGGUUCGAUUCCCACGGGGGGCCAGUAUAAAAAAAUAUAUGUAUUCACUAACUGUAAGUCGCUCUGGAUAAGAGCGUCUGCUAAAUGACUAAAAUGUAAAUGUAAAAUACAUUGAGUUGGUAGAAGGUAUGUUAACUUCCUAUGCAUUUCUCUAAUCUUAUGUAAUACCAUGUUAUGUAUUACUAUUUAUUUUAUUUUGUAGGAAAAGGGUAGCAGACGCUCACAUGGUGCAGAUAGCAGUGUGGUCUAUGAGGAAAUGAGUUCUCUGGUCAACCUCCUGCAUUCAGAAAUGGGCCAGGCAUUGCGUGUGCACGACAGCACAUUUCUCUGGUUCAUCCCCUUUGUGAAGUCUGUUAUGGACCUCGAUGAACGCAGUGUCAUAUACAUUAAUGAGGUUGUCCACUACCUGUGUGGGGAGAUCAGCACAGACCUCCUGAAGCGCCAGGUUCGCAUAUGUGACAAGGUCACGGAGUUCUUCACCCUUAUUCUCGUCCAUAUCAUCGAUUUGCACCUGGGGAGUGGCCGCAUGAAUAUGCUCUAUUACUGCGCUCCCAAGUGGGUGGGCGUGUUGGUGAAAUGUGCAACCCUGCCUGGUGAUGCUUUUGUCCACACCUCGGAAGGUUCAGUGUCUCACUCUGUGUCUUCCACAUCCUCUUUGAGGGUCAGUGCACCCCGAAAGGCCUCUACUAGCAGGGCUGUUCCACAGUCAUGCACGCAUAUCAUCCGGUCCCUGCUGAAGGAAGGGAGCAGGCUGAACCCCAACAGUAAGUGCAAGCACUUCCUGAACCGACUGAACAAGCACCUCAGAGAAGGGCCCCAGAGGGAGUGGAAGCUGAUUAGGCUGGAGAUUCAGGGGCUUCAGAUCUGUCUGAAGGACUAUGUCAAGACGAUGAUGAACAGGCCAACCACAAGUACUCCUCCACCCGAACAGCUGAACAUUGAUGCAGGGCCUGUGGCACCAACCACACCACCACUUCAAUCAAGCAAUGACACCUCGGGAUCUAGCGGCUUAGCUGAAUAUAACCAUCCUAUAAAACAGGAAGGGUUGUGGGAUUAUGUCGAUGGCAGUACAUCUGGUGGUAGGGAUUCUAAUGCAGUUCAGAGGGGCAGGGACAUAGACCUAGCGUUGCUGAAAAAGGAGCCCCUAACCCCUGAGGAGGAGUUUGUAGAGCCGACUAAUGAUUCAAGACCAACCCAAGAGAAGUUCUCUUCCUUGAGGGCACAUCCAGAGAAAAUACAGGUGAUCAAAUCCAGACUUGGCCAGUUUAUGACCAAGAAGUCCAACUCUGAGAUAGAUGAGACCUCUGUAGGGCUCAGUGAAUUCGGUAAAGAGAAACCUCAAAAUCUGUUCACCAGCUGUAGAGAUGAGGCAUCCAACUACCAAGGCAUUAGCAGAGACCCUCCAUGCCCCCAAGAAUCUGUUGACAAUGAGCAGGUGGACAAUGUGCCCCUCUCUGUUUUAAAAAGUAAUCUUAAAGGAAGAGUAGGCUCCAAAUCUUCACAAGAUCGGAGUAAAGGAUACACUAGACAAUUUGACCGACAACGAUCACCACCAAAGCCUCCUUCAGACGUCAUUGUUAUAUCUGAUGACGAGGCUACAUUAGAUGUUGGUAGAGCAAGAGGAACUCAGUCUUUUUCUGAAACGUCACAAAUUAAAAAUGAACCGGAUACCUCCGACCAGAAUCACAGUACCUGGCGUGAUUACGACGGAAACAUGAGUGAAUCUCAGGUGUUUGAGUUUGAAACACAGGAAUAUAUGGCGUCUGCCUGGUCCAACAGAGAUUCAGAAAGUAACAUGCCACCCGAAAAGUCCAAAGAAGAUAGCCCUGUCAGACAUCUUUUGAGUCCAACUUUAAGAGAGCCUUUAUCAACCUGGGAAUGUGAUACACAACCUAUCUAUGACGAGGAUAUUGAAAGAGCCUGUAAGCAGGUUGAGAAGGAGCUUGAGAAGCCUAAGACCCCACCACAAGGGCUCAAAAGGGCCAUCGUUGUCAAAAAAAGAAAUCUUCUUGUUGAUCCAAAACCAUUGGCCUCCAAGUGCCUGAGCAAGAAACCUACCGUGGUAGAAAAACUAAUCAAAGAGCCUGUGAAGGAUGCUCCCCAUGCAGUCACACCGCCAUUGAGAAAAAGCAGUUCAACAGUACGUUCAAACAGACUAGAAACCGAGACACCUUCCUUAACCACAUCAGCCAUCUCACACAAAACGUCAUUAACUCCAGCCAUUGUCCCUCCUAAAAAAGUCAGAAAAGCCGCAGAGCCUGUGUCCAUAGCAGAGAAGCUUGGCCUUAAGAAGAAGGAGCGAAAGGCCUUUAAUCUCUCCCAGCAAUCGCAUGACACUGUUGAUGAGCUGAGGCGCCACGGCGCUACAGUCAAUGUCCUACAGGCCAAGCAGCCUACCCGACACACCAAGAGGUCAAAGGUGACCUCCCCUCAGAAGGGAGUGGUCAAUGCGAGUAACAAGAAGCUGCUAGCCGCACCGUUCUUCAGGCAGAGCAAGCAGGCUUCGGGAGCAGGUACCUCUGCAAAGGCAGAGCCAAUGAAGAGAAAUCCUAAAAAGAUUGACGAGAAUCAAAGACCCAGUUUUGUUACAGAGGAGGACGAUGAAGACGAGGACCUGCAGUGUUCCCAGCUAGAUCCUGCCCGCCAUGAGGAACAGCUGACGUUCAAUCGCAGCUCUCAAAGAGCCAAUGAGAACAAACCAGCAUCAUCCAAUACAGUGAGUAGUGUGUCGUCCAACAUGGACAGGCAGAUAUCUCCAUACUUUCAGAGGAAUGAUGUCAUACCUGGACCUUCUGGUCAAGUUCCCAAAAGCAAUGAGGAAGGUGACGGUUAUGAUGCAGACUGUAUGUACCUCACCCAAAUGGAGCCAACUGACAUGGAGAUGUGCUCGCAGAUGGAGGAAGAAGAAGAAUUCUUCUACACGCAGCGGGACCCUGUAGACAUGGACAUUGACUCGGACAGCCAGAUGCCCUUUGAGGAAAAAGGAGGGUCUUCAGACUGGACACUGCCUAAUCAGGCAGACGAAGGGCAAGAGGCUCCACUUGUCCCACAGACCUUUAAGAAACCGGCUACUCCGCCACCCUCGCGCUCUAGCUUGGCUCAGGACGAUGAUCGCUUGUUCCUGAAACCAGGAAUGUCCCCUAUGUCGGUUAAAAAGGCCAAGCCGUCCACCACCAAGAUCUAUGCAACCUCAAGCUCCAGGAGUGCCUCCUUGGUGCAAGAAAUGGAGAGGACUGCCAAUGCUCAUUUUUUGGCUUCUUCUGCCCCUGCUGGAAGAGGUAGGCCUGCCCGGCCAGUUGUGCCUGGCCGGCCAGUCGUGCCUGCACGAAGUCCCUGUGUACUAAAACCACCUCCUCAUCCAGAUGUCGGUCAGUCUCUCCAACUGAAUCGACUCUUAUACAGACCCAUCACACCACAACUACCACCUAAACCCAUUCCACCAAAACAACCACCACCCAGAUCUGAACAAAACCUCCCCCGUCCACCUGGCCAGCCCCUCCGCCCUAUCCAGCACAGCAACAUAGGUUCCACCCCCCAGCCCUCCACUUCCAAGACCUACCCCAGGCCUGACGCCCCUUUCCAAAGGCAGAUACCCAACCCGGAGGUUGUCAUCAGAUUUGACCCCAACUACCUGAUUCAACACAUCCUGAAAUGGACAUUUGAUAUGUUCAGCAACUACAAGCAGUUUGGUUUACCCUCUGAGGUAUGUGAGUUACCGCUGGAAACAGUAGGCUUCAGCUUCAGCUCUUAUGAUGAAUACUACAAGACUUUUUACCCCCUGCUUCUCACCAACACUUUUGAGGAGGUGAGUAGUCAAUUUGUUACCAAAUAAUUGUAACUCAUUUAGGUGUGAAUUCUGUUCUGCUAUGGUGCAUUUAGGCUCUAGGCAACUGAAAAGGAUGGUCAAUCUAGCAUUACAAAGAGCAUUGACAUUUUGGCUAACGUUAGAGUUGUGAGUAAUGAGUCACAAAGCAGUUUAAUGGCCGUCUCUUGGAGUCGAUCUCUUCUAUUAAAGUCAAAUUCCCUUCUCUCAUCAAAGCUUGCAGGUGAAUGGCUAAAGAACAAGGAAUCAGGAAAGGUUGUCACUCAGAAUUUAAAAGUUGUCGCAAAUGAGUACAGCCACAGUGUUUGGAAUGUCAGUUUUACAGGUAAGCUUACUGAAGGAACCCAUUUUUUUUAUAUUGCUUACUCUAACCAUUUAAAAACAACAAUGCGUGAAGCUUGCACUAGAAUCUACAUACUGUAAACAUUGAUACAAUUUAUGUUUUUGUAUCAGAUUUCUAUUUAAUUGUGAUGUUGUUCCAAUGCUGAUCCACGUAACAGAAUUAUUUUUGUCAGCGAGCAUUACUGCCAGUGAUGUCUCCCGUCAGAUGUACCCUAGGGAGGAUGACCUGGUCAUUCUGUGGCUGCCCCAGAAUACAGGUGCUUACUCACGGCAUGAGCAGGGCUUCUUGGAUCCCCAAGAAUAUUUAGGCUAUGUACAGAGAUCCAAUAUCUGCAACGGAGGUGUGGGUGAGUACAUUUGUGUGUAGGAGGCCAGGAAGUGAUGGGCUUACAUUAAGAGGGAAGGGGAUUGUAUUGCUAUGGAAAGACAAGUUGAAUAUAAAUAUCCUCAACAUACAGUACCAGUCAAAAGUUUUGGCACACCUACUCAUUCAAGGGUUUUUCUUUAUUUUUACUAUUGUCUACAUUGUAGAAUAAUAGUGAAGACAAAAACUAUGAAAUAGCACAUAUGGAAUCAUGUAGUAACCAAAAAAUAUAUUUUGAUUUCUUUAACAUUUUAAAUGAGAUUCUUCAAAGUAGCCACCCUUUGCCUUGACAACUUUGCACACUCUUGGCAUUCUCUCAACCAGCUUAAUGAGGUAGUCACAUGGAAUGCAUUUCAAUUAACAGGUGUGCUUUGUUAAUUUGUGGAAUUACUUUCCUUCUUAAUGCGUUUGAGCCAAUCAGUUGUGUUGUGACAUGGUAGGGGUGGUAUACAGAAGAUAGCCCUAUUUGGUAAGAGACCAAGUCCAUAUUAUGGGAAGAACAGCUCAAAUAAGCAAAGAGAAACAACAGUCCAUCAUUACUUAAGACAAAUACAGAACAUUUCAAGAACUUUGAAAGUUUCUUCAAGUGCGGUCGCAAAAACCAUCAAGCGCUAUGAUGAAACUGGCUCCCAUGAGGACCGCCACAGGAAUGGAAGAUCCAGAGUUACCUCUGCUGCAGAGGAUAAGUUCAUUAGAGUUACCAGCCUCAGAAAUUGUAGCCCAAAUAAAUGCUUCACAGAGUUCAAGUAACAGUCACAUCUCAACAUCAACUGUUCAGAGGAGACUGCGUGAAUCAGGCCUUCAUGGUCGAAUUACUGCAAAGAAACCACUACUAAAGGACACCUAUAAGAAGAAGAUACUUGCUUGGGCCAAGAAACACGAGCAAUGGACAUUAGACCGGUGGGAAGUGUCCUUUGGUCUGGAGUCCAAAUUGGAGAUUUUUGGUUCCAACCGCCGUGAAUUAAAAAAAACUGUGUGGGUGAACGGAUGAUCUCUGCAUGUGUAUUUCCCACCGUAAAACAUGGAGGAUGAGGUGUGGGGGUGCUUUACUGGUGACACUGUCUGUGAUUUAUUUAGAAUUCAAGGCACACUUAACGAGCAUGGCUACCACAGUAUUCUGCAGCGAUACGUCAUCCAAUCUGUUUUGGACUUAGUGGGACUAUCAUUUGUUUUUCAACAGGACAGUGACCCAACACACCUCCAGGCUGUGUAAGGGCUAUUUGACCAAGAAGGAGAGCUGUAUCAGAUGACCUGGCCUUCAAAAUACCCCGAUCUCUACCCAAUUUACAUUUACAUUACAUUUUAGUCAUUUAGCAGACGCUCUUAUCCAGAGCGACUUACAGGAGCAAUUAGGGUUAAGUGCCUUGCUCAAGGGCACAUCGACAGAUUUUUCACCUAGUCGGCUCGGGGAUUAGAACCAGCGACCUUUCGGUUACUGGCACAACACUCUUACCCACUAAGCUACCUGCCGCCCCCAAUUUGAGAUGGUUUGGGAUGAGUCGGAGUGCAGAGUGAAGGAAAAGCAGCCAACAAGUGCUCAGCAUAUGUGGGAACUCCUUCAAGACUUUUGGAAAAGUAUUCCAGUUGAAGCUUGUUGAGAGAAUGCCAAGAGUGUGCAAAGCUGUCAAGGCAAAGGGUGGCUAUUUUGAAGAAUCUCAAAUAUAAAAUAUAUUUUGAUUUGUUUAACACUUUUUUUGGUUACUACAUGAUUCCAUAUGUUAUCAUUGUUUUGAUGUCUACACUAUUAUUCUACAAUGUAGAAAAUAGUAAAAAUAAAGAACCCUUGAAUGAGUAGGUGUGUCCAAACUUUUGACUGGUACUGUGUGUGUGUGUGUGUGUGUGUAAUGAGAGCCAUUUUUCCAUUCACUAUAAUGGGGAUCCUGUUUUUUGCUGUCAAUUCCUACAAGUGCAGUGGUCAACCUUGAACUUCCGUAGCUUCAAUUAGAGGGGCCAGUCAUUUUACCCGUAGGGGUAUUCUACAAAGGAGAAUCAAUGUUAGAUUGCUAACUUUGAUAAGCACCCACCAAUAACUUGAUUUGAUGGUUCAUUUAAAAAAGCUAACAUGUAUUUUUCGUUUGUUAAAUCAGUUAGCCCAUUCCCAUUUCAAGCUUAUCUUUCUAUAAAAUAUAAAGUCAUAUCAGAAUAUUUAGUCAACUAAGCUGGCUAACUCAUUUUAUCCUGCUUUAUAGUAUACCCCUGUGGACCAUUUUGAAGGUCGUUUUGCAAGCCAUUGCUAAGUAGCGUUAACUCUGGGAGACUUCCAGUCAUUGCGCAAACUUCCUUCAAACUGCGCACAGAGACAUAAAAAUGGUAUCCAUGACUGUAUCUGACUGGGCAAGUAGAAAAAGGGCUUAAUUGCCACAAUCGCACACUAUCCCUUUAAAGAGGAUAGCUGAUAGGAAAAACAUGACGUAACUUCAGAGUUACCUCUGUCCAUGCAUCCUCAUCAUACAGUGAGGGGAAAAAAGUAUUUGAUCCCCUGCUGAUUUUGUACGUUUGCCCACUGACAAAGACAUGAUCAGUCUAUAAUUUUAAUGGUAGGUUUAUUUGAACAGUGAUAGACAGAAUAACAACAAAAAUCAAGAAAAACACAUGUCAAAAAUGUUUAUAAAUUGAUUUGCAUUUGAAUGAGGGAAAUAAAUAUUUGACCCCUCUGCAAAACAUGACUUAGUACUUGGUGGCAAAACCCUUGUUGGCAAUCACAGAGGUCAGACGUUUCUUGUAGUUGGCCACCAGCAGGUUUACACACAUCUCAGGAGGGAUUUUGUCCCACUCCUCUUUGCAGAUCUUCUCCAAGUCAUUAAGGUUUUGAGGCUGACGUUUGGCAACUCGAACCUUCAGCUCCCUCCACAGAUUUUCUAUGGGAUUAAGGUCUGGAGACUGGCUAGGCCACUCCAGGACCUUAAUGUGCUUCUUCUUGAGCCACUCCUUUGUUGCCUUGGCCAUGUGUUUUGGGUCAUUGUCAUGCUGGAAUACCCAUCCAUGACCCAUUUUCAAUGCCCUGGCUGAGGGAAGGAGGUUCUCACCUAAGAUUUGACGGUACAUGGCCCCGUCCAUCGUCCCUUUGAUGCGGUGAAGUUGUCCUGUCCCCUUAGCAGAAAAACACCCCCAAAGCAUAAUGUUUCCACCUCCAUGUUUGACGGUGAGGAUGUUGUUCUUGGGGUCAUAGGCAGCAUUCUUCCUCCUCCGAACACGGCGAGUUGAGUUGAUGGCAAAGAGCUCGAUUUUGGUCUCAUCUGACCCCAACACUUUCACCCAGUUCUCCUCUGAAUUAUUCAGAUGUUCAUUGGCAAACUUCAGACGGCCCUGUAUAUGUGCUUUCUUGAGCAAGGGGACCUUGUGGGCGCUGCAGGAUUUCAGUCCUUCAUGGCAUAGUGUGUUACCAAUUGUUUUCUUGGUGACUAUGGUCCCAGCUGCCUUGAGAUCAUUGACAAGAUCCUCCCGUGUAGUUCUGGGAUGAUUCCUCACCGUUCUCAUGAUCAUUACAACUCCACGAGGUGAGAUCUUGCAUGGAGCCCCAGGCCGAGGGAGAUUGGCAGUUUUUUUGUGUUUCUUCCUUUUGCGAAUUAUCGCACCAACUGUUGUCACCUUCUCACCAAGCUGCUUGGCGAUGGUCUUGUAGCCCAUUCCAGCCUUGUGUAGGUCUACAAUCUUGUCCCUGACAUCCUUGGAGAGCUCUUUGGUCUUGGCCAUGGUGGAGAGCUUGGAAUCUGAUUGAUUGCUUCUGUGGACAGGUGUCUUUUUUAUACAGGUAACAAGCUGAGAUUAGGAGCACUCCCUUUAAGAGUGUGCUCCUAAUCUCAGCUCGUUACCUGUAUAAAAGACACCUGGGAGCCAGAAAUCUUUCUGAUUGAGAUGGUGUCAAAUACUUAUUUCCCUCAUUAAAAUGCAAAUCAAUUUAUAACAUUUUUGACAUGCGUUUUUCUGGAUUUUUUUGUUAUUCUGUCUCACUGUUCAAAUAAACCUACCAUUUAAAAUUAUAAACUGAUCAUUUCUUUGUCAGUGAGCAAACGUACAAAAUCAGCAGGGGAUCAAAUACUUUUUUCCCUCACUGUAUAUAUGCAUUUAUAAACUGGGUGGUUCGAGCCCUGAAUGCUGAUUGGCUGACAGCCGUGGUAUAUCAGACCGUAUACCACAGGUAUGACGACCUUUUAUUUUUACUGCUCUAAUUACAUUGGUAACCAGUUUAUAAUAGCAAUAAGGCACCUUGUGGGUUUGUGAUAUAUGGCCAAUUCACCACGGCUAAGGGCUGUUCUUAUGCGCAACGCAAUGCGAACAGCCCUUAGCGGUGGUAUGUUGGCCAUAUACCACACCCCCUCGGGCCUUAUUGCUUAAUUAUCCAUUGUAUUAUUUUACUAUAUUGCAUUACUUGUAAUACAAAACGGUAUUGUUUUACUGUUAAGUGUGUUGAUUUCAUUUUAAAUGCACUUUAUCUAAAGCUUGGUGUGAUGUAUUUCUCUUCAGGCCAGUGCCCAACUCUGAACCUGAUGAUAAAGACCCUGGGGAAUGUGAUGUUGGCGAACAAGCAGGCAGUGCGCUGUGAUGUGGUGGGCUCCCUGGUCAGCACCAUGAGGGUUUUCAGGGCAAUCUGGCAGCUCAAUGGCAGCUCUAUGCUCAAGCCCAUCCUGGCCCCACAGGUCUCCUACUUCCAACCUGGCCCGGAGGUCAUCCCCAGCCUCAACCUGCCUGUAAGAAACGUCUGUUUCCCCCCCCCCCCCCCCCAUUUUAUAAUAUGCAUUUGAAAAGGGUUUAAAAGUGAAGUUAUUCCUUUGUGGAACUAUUGGAUAACAAAGGAUUUGUGACUUGACUUGUAAAUGUGACAUGGCCAAUUGUAAAUGUUUUGUUUAAUUUCAGGUGGCCCUUUUCAUGUGUGAAAAUGGCCUUGUAUACAUGUAAACAGUAUGUCUGUAUGAUGUGUUUGGCCCAGGGUUACAACCCAGACCAGGUGAGGGCGGUGAGAACCGGUAUGUCUGUUAUCAGGAACCAGCAACUCACCCCAAAAAUCUGCCUGAUACACGGACCCCCAGGAACGGGAAAGAGCAAAACCAUUGUGGGCCUGCUGCAAAAGCUGUUCUCUGAGGUACGCUGUUUGCCUUGUUUCUGGACAUUGUUUUGUCGUACAACCCUGGGCUAAGGUCAUUAGACACAAGGGGAGACAUUUUCAAAAACAAAAAUGAGUUUCUUUUGCUCUAGUGUUCUGUAGUGUGUAUUUUCUCAGCUCGCUCCAUUUUCUUUCCUAUUGAACAACCUUGGCUUAAAGGCAUUGUGAAAUUCAAACGUUCAUAUAAUUCCCUGUUCUCCUCUCAUAACCAUCUCCAGGGAGUACAGAGUAUGGCUCCUCCAGUGAACAGGCAAGCUAAACCUCGCCGCACGCGGGUCCUCCUGUGCGCCCCGUCCAACGCCGCCAUCGACAAUCUGAUGAAGAAGAUUAUCCUGGUCUUCAAAGAGAAGUGCAAGAACAUCCAGGGUAUGCUACCUCAACUAUGGAAAUACUCAAUGAAUUGGUGAACUGUGAAUAGAUGGAAAAAUUAAAUGGGUUAAAAGUUACAAGGCAAUUCAACCACAAAUGAUUGUUUCACGGAACUGAUAUGGUGAAGUUGACAUUGUCCUGGAUGGCUUUCUUAAAGGUAACUGUGGGGACAUCAAUCUGGUGAGGCUCGGGAACGACAGGACCAUCUCCAAGAAUCUGAAACCUUUUAGCCUGGACAGUCAGGUGAUAAACAAAACACGUGAGUCUGGAGAGUGUACGCGGGCACAAAAACGCACACACCUCCCUCCCUCAAAUCACCUCAUAAAAAGCACACUCAUGUGUUUUGUCAAUUUUCUCCUGCAGAAAAGGCCCUGAUGUCACAGGACUCAGACGUCCACAGACGCAUAGCGCAGCUGGAUGAGAACAUAGACAAGAUCUCCAAGAUGUUGCCCAAACUGCAGAAGAAUGAGGAAAUGGUACAUACAGUGGGGAGAACAAGUAUUUGAUACACUGCCGAUUUUGCAGGUUUUCCUACUUACAAAGCAUGUAGAGGUCUGUAAUUUUUUAUCAUAGGUACACUUCAACUGUGAGAGACGGAAUCUAAAACAAAAAUCCAGAAAAUCACAUUGUAUGAUUUUUAAGUAAUUAAUUUGCAUUUUAUUGCAUGACAUAAGUAUUUGAUACAUCAGAAAAGCAGAACUUAAUAUUUGGUACAGAAACCUUUGUUUGCAAUUACAGAGAUCAUACAUUUCCUGUAGGUCUUGACCAGGUUUGCACACACUGCAGCAGGGAUUUUGGCCCACUCCUCCAUACAGACCUUCUCCAGAUCCUUCAGGUUUCGGGGCUGUCACUGGGCAAUACGGACUUUCAGCUCCCUCCAAAGAUGUUCUAUUGGGUUCAGGUCUGGAGACUGGCUAGGCCACUCCAGGACCUUGAGAUGCUUCUUACGGAGCCACUCCUUAGUUGCCCUGGCUGUGUGUUUCGGGUCGUUGUCAUGCUGGAAGACCCAGCCAUGACCCAUCUUCAAUGUUCUUACUGAGGGAAGGAGGUUGUUGGCCAAGAUCUUGUGAUACAUGGCCCCAUCCAUCCUCCCCUCAAUACGGUGCAGUCAUCCUGUCCCCUUUGCAGAAAAGCAUCCCCAAAGAAUGAUGUUUCCACCUCCAUGCUUCACGGUUGGGAUGGUGCUCUUGGGGUUGUACUCAUCCUUCUUCUUCUUCCUCCAAACACGGCGAGUGGAGUUUAGACCAAAAAGCUAUAUUUUUGUCUUAUCAGACCACAUGACCUUCUCCCAUUCCUCCUCUGGAUCAUCCAGAUGGUCAUUGGCAAACUUCAGACGGGCCUGGACAUGCGCUGGCUUGAGCAGGGGGCCUUGCGUGAGCUGCAGGAUUUUAAUCCAUGACGGCGUAGUGUGUUACUAAUGGUUUUCUUUGAGACUGUGGUCCCAGCUCUCUUCAGGUCAUUGACCAGGUCCUGCCGUGUAGUUCUGGGCUGAUCCCCCACCUUCCUCAUGAUCAUUGAUGCCCCACGAGGUGAGAUCUUGCAUGGAGCCCCAGACCGAGGGUGAUUGACCGUCAUCUUGAACUUCUUCCAUUUUCUAAUAAUUGCGCCAACAGUUGUUGCCUUCUCACCAAGCUGCUUGCCUAUUGUCCUGUAGCCCAUCCCAGUCUUGUGCAGGUCUACAAUUUUAUCCCUGAUGUCCUUACACAGCUCUCUGGUCUUGGCCAUUGUGGAGAGGUUGGAGUCUGUUUGAUUGAGUGUGUGGACAUGUGUCUUUUAUACAGGUAACGAGUUCAAACAGGUGCAGUUAAUACAGGUAAUGAGUGGAGAACAGGAGGGCUUCUUAAAGAAAAACUAACAGGUCUGUGAGAGCCGGAAUUCUUACUGGUUGGUAGGUGAUCAAAUACUUAUGUCAUGCAAUAAAAUGCAAAUUAAUUACUUAAAAAUCAUACAAUGUGAUUUUCUGGAUUUUUGUUUUAAAUUCCGUUUCUCACAGUUGAAGUGUACCUAUGAUAAAAAUUACAGACCUCUACAUGCUUUGUAAGUAGGAAAACCUGCAAAAUCGGCAGUGUAUCAAAUACUUGUUCUCCCCACUGUACAUGCUUCCCCCAGCAGAGGCUGCCAGAAGGCUGGUCACACACCUACAGUUACCCAAACUACCCAAAGCUAAUUUCAUACACUGUGGGCUCUUACUUUAAUUAUGGGCUUCUGUUCAGACAUGCGGUUACAGUCGGCAUGGGUUCGAAUCCUGCCCUUUGACUCACCCUCUUUCAAUCUCCCUCGUCUUUCCAACACUUAACUAUCUCUUCAAUAAAGCUUAGAAAUUGCUAAAGUAGUGGGAUUGCCCCACUCCUUAAAGAAAUACCUUUAAAAAGAUGGGAUAGCAUGCCGACGUGUUUUUAAUUUUUCAGAGUUGUUUUUCAUGUUUAGUCUUUUCCUUCAUUUGCUGGUGUGUAGUACCAUGAGCUGGCAGAGCAGAAGUCCAGACUGCUCCAAGAGAGAAAGACACUCGGCUACCAGCUCAAACAGGUAAAGCCCUCUAUCACAUGACCAUUAUAUACAUAGAUGAUGUUAGCAACGUUGUCAUGUGUAUAAGGGCUCAUUAGAUGAGAGGAGAGUUAUUAUUAUUCAGGAUGGAUUAGAGAAAAGAGAGAGGAAAAAAAACAGCUUUGAGGGGAAAGAAGUCUAAUUAGAAAUGCUUCUUUCUCUCAUUACUCGCUUGCUUUCUCUUCUCUUUCUGUCAAACUCAUUCUCUACACUUUUCUCUCUUCCUCCCACUAUCAGUCUCGCAGUAGGAAGCAGGAGACCCAGGCCCGGGUACUGCAGGAUGCCCAUGUGGUCUGCUGCACCCUGAGCUCCAGCGGCAGCACCGUCCUGGAGUCGGCCUUUCGGCGCCUGGGACACAAGCCCUUUAGCUGCGUCAUCGUGGACGAGGUCAGAAUUUGGAGCGCCUAUACUUUGGCUGCAUUUCAAUAGUUGUUCCAUCUACCAAAGUGGUCCUGGAGAUGCACGGUGUGCAAGCUUUUGUUCCUGCCCUGUGCUGUAACACACCUGAUUCACCAAAGUGAUUGCUUGGUUGAAUAAGAUGUGUUGGUACUGGGUUGGAAUAGCUAAAGCGUUGUGGAACCCAGGAUCAAGAUUGAUAAACCUUGUUUUGCACAUUUUGAUUGUACUCUCUUGGGGGAUUUUCACACUUGGUCCCUAUCAGACAAUUUUUGUGAAAUCAGUGUGGUGCGCUUACAUUUUUAUGCAGGAACUAAGACCCCUCAAAAGAUCCCCCGAACUGAAGAGGUGGUUUGAGUUCGGUUCGCUUGAAGUCUGUGGUCCUGUUCCCUUUUUUGGUGCAAUGUGAACACAAAGCUCUCCAGGUUCACUUGUCAUUAUUCCCACACCACACUAGGCUACUGCAACAUCCAUAACCUGCCAUAACAACUUACAUUGGUGCCACAAAUGAGAGAAGAUGAUGUGCAGGUUUGCAGAAAAAAAACGUGUGCCGUUGUUGGACAUUGAUUAGUGAUUGUCAAGGAAUCACAGAGAUGCCAAAAUAUGUGUGGAGGCUACAAAAGAGCUUCAUAGGCGAUUUAUGGGGUUUGAAUAAUGUGAGAAGACUACAACAUAUUUGGUGAGAAUCACAACAUGAUGUACAAAAUCAAUGCGAGCUCUUAAAGGGGCAGUAGCCUACGUUGGUAGUACAAUUUUCAAUUUCAGCAUUAUUUAAUCUGUAGUUAUGCUUCUGCUAUUUAUCCUCUUACCUAUAAUAUUUACAUGUAAAUAUUAUCUUGAUUAUAAUUGUUUUAUCUUUUAACUAAAUGCAAUCUAUUAGCUUCCAAAAUGUAAGUAGGUAUAUCCCUGGCUGUUCAAUAACAGGUUCUGAUGGAAUGGCUGAUAUAGUAUAAUUACCAAGAGUGCAUUGAGUAAAUGUUGGAAAAAGGUCUUGGUUCCUUUCUAAGCAUAGCAAUGUGAAUGCAAAGAGGAUUUGGUCCACAAAAUAGUUGAAGUGAACUGGCAGAGUUCUCAUUUAAAGGCAAGGGCAGUGUGAAUUCAAAGGUAACGGAGUUCUUUUGGGGGUUUUUUCACCCCUGAGUUCACUUUAAAGAGGACUGAGAUUGGUUAUUUUAAAGAGGACUAUACAGGGCUCUACAAUGUGACCAUUUUACGCUGAUAUGUGCCUAAAAAUAAAUGUGCGAACUGAAAAAGUAAAGUAUGUGCGAGUUGUGAUUUAUAGCACCAAAUAAAUUGCUGCUGUAGCUAUUUUCAAAGUAUUUCUGCCGUUUUUGUUUCAUAGUUGGUAGCUAAUCGCACAAAGAACUAUGAAUUCCCAUAUAGCUAUCCCCACAAGCGCAGCAACAGUGCCUGUUGGUGGGCUAUGCACACUGGGAGUGAAGUGCUGUAAGAUUCAUUUUUUAGACGCGCGCAGGCAUAGAAGUUGGUAGAAUUUACCGCAAAGUCUGCUAAAGUGUUAGUUUGAGCUUGCUCAACUGCUAGUGAAGAGACACGUCGGAUAAUCUCAUCUCUCUGACAGACAUGCAGUCGUACUGUUACCACGGUAAUGUCCCGCCCCUUGAAGGGUUAGCUGAAAAUGUCUCACCUAAGAGACUCAAAUAUUUGAGGGUACAUUGUCCUUGAUUGAGCAUGGAACACUCCAAAAACCUUUUUAUUCAUGAACGUUUAGUCAUUUUCUUAUCUUUAAAACACUCUUGUGCUCCUAAAUGUUUCAAUUUAGUAGCAUGUGCUACUUGUAAAAAAAUAAAAUGUCAGCAUAAAGCCCUGCUAUAUCUGAAAACACCCUCACACUGUCUCAGUAUGAAUGUGAGGAACAAAGAGCCUUUAUUUAUUUCAAGACAUUUCUUUGUGUGGUGCAGGCAGGGCAGGCCACCGAGACGGAGACUCUUAUCCCAAUGCUCUACCAGUGCAAUGCCCUCAUCCUGGUGGGAGACCCCCAUCAGCUGCCACCUACGGUUAUCUCCCAGGUACUGCAGCUCUCACUUUCACUACCUGAAAAUACACCUGCAAGAGAUUCUUACUCAUGUGAAUCUUUCUUUCAACACUUCUCAGUUCAAUGAUUCUGACUGACGGUGAAACAUUAACUGUGUAUUUUCAUUGUGUUCCCCUGGCUGUUUGUUUAUAUAUUAAAAUGUUUAGUGUUAGGUAGAUUAAGUGUUCCAUUUAAUGCUAUGAUCUAUCUUCUGUCAGACAGCGAAGGAGUUGAAGUAUGGCCAGUCCCUGAUGGCUCGGCUGGUGACCAACCUGGAUCAGUACUGUAAGGAGAACAAGAUGCCCAGCCCUGUGGUCUUCCUUAGCUACCAGUACCGCAUGCACCCCGACAUCUGCGAGUUCCCCUCCAAGCACAUCUACCGCAAGGCCCUUAAAACUGACAAGUAGGUUCCUCUUGCCGCCCACUCCUUUUCAACAUACUGACUUGAUUCAGUAGGAAUGAAUGGUGUUGUUUUCAUGUUCCUAAAGCUGGAGAGAUUUUGAACAAAUAUUUAAUUACCACGUAGUGCACCUGUCAUUGAACACAAUUUAUGUUUGAGUGUAUUGGUGUACACAGUGCCGCAUUUAUUAAAGGCGUCUGUUCCUAUUUCUGAAGUAAAUAAAUUGUUUAAAUGUAAAUUAUAUGUUAAUAGAAGGGUCCAGACACUUCUUGUGGUCCUCUGUAGCUCAAUUGGUAGAGUAUGGCGCUUGUAACACCAUGGUAGUGGGUUCGAUCCCAGGGACCACCCAUACGUAAAAAUGUAUGCACACGACUGUGUCGCUUUGGAUAAAAGCGUCUGCUAAAUGGCUUAUUAUUAUUUAUUAUUAUUAUUAUUAUUAUUAUAAUCUUUUUUUGUGUGAGCGAUCUGGUGUGUUUUUGAGAAACUUACCCCAGCCGCGAUUCACUUACUCAUUGUGCAGUAUCAGGGCACGCAAAAUACAUUUUUGAAACGGACACGCUCUCAGUAUAGUGAUGUAGGCCUUCAUGUACACAUGAAAUUGUCUUUCCGAACUUUAUCCGCAAUGUUAUAUUCCACUUCUACCAGCUGUGCUGCACGGGCUUUGUCAGUGUACUAUAGGGACAGCCUCGGCCUACACAGCUGUGUGGGGAAACAGCCAAAAUUGAUUAUAACCAAUGUUCCCUCUAUAAAAAAUAAAAAAAAGCGCUGAGCAAAUUUCAGCGUGUGUUUACUGUGAACACUGAGGCUGUACCCGCUUUGUUAGUUUUAACAGUGGCCAAGUAGGCUACUGUGGCUAUUUGAUUAUAAUGUAGGCCUAUCAGUGUGGCCUACCAUAAACAAUGGAGAAAAUGCAUCCCAUAACAUUUUAAUAUGGAAAUAGCUGUUCUAUCAUUCAGCCUACUGUAGCAGCCAAUGUGUGGUGUUCAAUGUAGGCCUACAUUCCAUGAGACUUUUGAAAAUAACAUGCAGGACUUGACAUUAACCUGUUCAUCCACUUGUCCUUCAGACAAGGUGACUGAAAAUGGUGAUUGAUGCAAGAAACCACUUUACAAAAUAAAUGCAUUAUUAUUCCAAUACCAUUAUUACAGAGAAUCAGACAAAUUAUGCUACCCUCUUCCUAUUGGCUACUUAGCUUAUUCAAGCCGGUCUCAAAAUACAACACUGCCCUUUUAAGACAAAAAAAAGCUCUUUACCUGACUUGCUUUUAGAAAUGUACACAUUUUGUGCUCUUGUAGGAAGCAAUCACUCCCCUAUUGCUGCCUACAAAUGAUCUAUAACUUGGGUAAUAACUCACUAACUAGCAAAGGAUAUGAACAAAAUGUGCACACGUGGCUACAUGCAGCUCUUGCUUUGAUCUCAAAACAAGUGCAUCUACUCAAGACUGCUCAUGCUGUAAACAGAGUCCAGUUCAAAGUAAAUGGCACAGAUCCAUAUAUGGCAAUGGUCUACUUGCAUAUAGUCCUACUGCAGCUCUGAUUGGUUAUGCCGCUCUGGUCUGUGUAGAGUACCGGCAGAGUUGUCCGCAAUAGAAUCCUACUGUGUUCUGCCUACAACAUCUCUUGCAUUUUGUUUUGGUAUGUUGCAUUGAAAGUGGCUAAUAAUGCGUUGAUUCAAUCACAAUUGCCACAGUAAAGGGAAAAGGGGAUAACUCUAUGAAGUUCAAUCUCGUGCUUCUCUCCGAGGGCUGAUAUUUAUUCUGCGCGGCAGUCCUGGGGAGCUGCGUGGCAGUCUCGGGGCUACUGCGUGCCUGCACGCAGCUUAGAGGGAGCAUUGAUAACGUUGCGGAUUAAGUUCGGAAUGACACAGUUUCAUGUGUACAACAUCUAAAGACCUACAGUACCAGUCAAAAGUUUGGACACACCUACUCAUUCCAGGGUUUUUCUUUUCUUUUUACUGUUUUCUACAUUGUAUAAUAAUAGAACACUGAAACUAUGAACUAACACACAUGGAAUCAUGUAGUAACCAAAAAAGUGUUAAACAAAUCAAAAUAUUUUAUAUUUGAGAUUCUUCAAAGUAGCCACCCUUUGCCUUGAUGAACGCUUUGCACACUCUUGGCAUUCUCUCAACCAGCUUCAUAAGGUUGUCACCAGGAAUGCAUUUCAAUUAACAGGUGUGCCUUCUUAAAAGUUAAUUUGUGGAAUUUCUUUCAUUCUUAAUGCGUUUGAGCCAAUCAGUUGUUGUGACAAGGUAGGGGUUGUAUACAGAAGAUGGCCCUAUUUGGUAAAAUACCAAGUCCAUAUUAUGGGAAGAACAUCUCAAAUAAGCAAAGAGAAACGACAGCGUCAUUACUUUAAGACAUGAAGGUCAGUCAAGCCGGAAAAUUUCAAGAUCUUGUGCAGUCGCAAAAACCAUCAAGCGCUAUGAUGAAACUGGCUCUCAUGAGGACCGCCACAGGAAAGGAAGACCCAGAGUUACCUCUGCUGCAGAGGAUAAGUUCAUUAGAGUUACCAGCCUCAGAAAUUGCAACCCAAAUAAAUGCUUCACGGAGUUCAAGUAACAGACACAUCAACAAACUGUUCAGAGGAGACUGCGUGAAUCAGGCCUUCAUGGUCGAAUUGCUGCAAAGAAACCACUACUAAAGGACAACCAUAAGAAGAAGAGACUUGCUUGGGCCAAGAAACACGAGCAAUUGACAUUAGACCGGUGGAAAUGUGUCCUUUGGUCUGGAGUCCAAAUGUGAGAUUUUUGGUUCCAACCACCGUGUCUUUUUGAGACGCAGAGUAGGUGAACGGAUCUCUGCAUGUGUGGUUCCCACCGUGAAGCAUGGAGGAGGAGGUGUGGGGGUGCUUUGCUGGUGACACUGUCUGUGAUUUAUUUAGAAUUCAAGGCACACUUAACCAGCAUGGCUACCACAGCAUUUUGCAGCGAUAUGCCAUAACAUCUGGUUUGGGCUUAGUCCCACUAUCAUUUGUUUUUCAAUAGGACAGUGACCCAAAACACACCUCCAGGCUGUGUAAGGGCAAUUUGACCAAGAAGGAGAGUGAUGGAGUGCUGCAUCAGAUGACCUGGCCUCUACAAUCACCCAACCUCAACCCAAUUGAGAUGGUUUGGGAUGAGUUGGACCGCAGAGUGAAGGAAAAGCAGCCAACAAGUGCUCAGCAUAUGUGGGAACUCCUUCAAGACUGUUGGAAAAGCAUUCCAGGUGAAGCUGAUUGAGAGAAUGCCAAGACUGUGCAAAGCUGUCAUGAAGGCACAGGGUGGCUACUUUGAAGAAUCUAAAAUAUCAAAUAUUUUGAUAUGUUUAACACUUUUUUGGGGGGGCGGUUACUACAUGAUUCCUUCCAUGUGUUAUUUCAUUGUUUUGAUGUCUUCACUGUUAUUCUAAAAUGUAGAAAAUAAAACCCUUGAAUAAGUAGGUGUCUAAACUUUUGACUGGUACUCUACAUUGCUAUACUGAGUGUCAGUUUCUCAAAGGAUGUAUUUGGGUGUUUUUGUAGCUUUUGUUCAUGUCUUUUGCGUGCCCUGAUACUGCGCAAUGAGGAAGUGAAUCGCGGCUGGGGUAAGUUUCUCAAAAACAAGCCAAAUCAAAGUGUCUGGACCCUUCUAUAACGUCAAUUUAAAUAAAUCAUGUAGAUUUAUUUCGGAAAAUUCUACUUUAAGUGUUAAACAUUCAAUGUUAAUCAAUAUUAAGUGGUUAGUGUUUAAUAUUACAUUUUGUGUGUUUGUUCCCGUCUUCAGUGAAACUGCAGCGAGGAUGGUGAACUUUGGCUGGCCUUUCCAGCCCUACCGUGUGUUUGACGUGACUGACGGCCAGGAGGUCAAGGAGGGAGAGUAAGAAAAUCUCUGGAUCAUGGUUCUAUGAGUUCUAUUUAAUUCUGCUGUAGGCCUCAUGUUAAAGGGAUAGUUCAGUGACUUUACAUGAUUAGAUAUUUUGUUCCUUACCUCGACAACAGUCUAGGGCACGUGUCAAACUCAUUCCAUGGAGGGCCGAGUGUUUUUGGUUUUUCCUUUCAAUUAACCCCUAGACAACCAGGUGUGUGGAGUUCCUUACUAAUUGGUGACCUUAAUUAAUAAAUCAAGUACAUGGGAGGAGCGAAAACCCGCAGACACUCGGCCCUUCGUGGAAUGAGUUUGACGCCCCUGGUCUAGGGCCUUCAAACUCAACUCUGGACCUUGAAGCCAGUUCCACAGCUUGUUUUCAUUGUUCCCCUCUAAUCAGGGACCUAUUUAGACCUGGCAUACCAGAUGGGUGCAAUUCAUUAUCAGGUAGAACAGAAAACCAGCAGGCUUUGGACCUCAUAGGGUAAGAGUGACAGUGCAAUCCACACUUGGAUUUUGUUAAACUAGCCACGGCCAACAAUUGUCAACGGAAGCAUUUUUGGUCCAAUUCCCCAUGUAGGUCAAUCUCUCGCUGAACAAUCCCUUUAAUGACAAAUGCAAGUCAUUACGAAAAAGUGCUUGUGACUGAAUACAUGUUGAAUGACUGUUUGAUUGCCUUCUGGCUGGUCACCAGGUCGUUCAGCAACCUGAAGGAGGUGCAGCUGGUAGUGUUCCUGCUGAGGAUGAUGGCUGAGAAGCAGCAGGUCAAGGUGGGUGUCAUCACGCCCUACAAAGCCCAGAAGGACCGCAUCAACCGCGAGCUGGCCAAGAUGGUCAACAAGAACCUCACGUGAGUGAAGUGCUGCACCAUAAAUGCGUAUUCUCAUUGGGGUAAGUAGAUUGACAGGGAUAUGCUCCGAUGGCACAAAGGGUCUGUUCGCGCUGCUAGUGUAAAGAGAAAAUUGCCAGAAAAGGAAGCCAUUUCAUUAGUCUUAGCUGGCAGAAUCAUUAGAACCAAUGAAAUGGCUUCCUUUCUGCAAGCAGUGUGAAGGGACCCUAAAAUAAAAUGCCUUGUGUUCCAGGGUGGACGUUGACACUGUGGAAGGCUUCCAGGGCCGAGAGAUGGACUGCAUCAUCGUCUCCUGCGUCAGGGCAAGCCACGAGCAGGGCGGCAUCGGGUGAGUGGACAAGUUUUCCUGGUAAGGUCAUGUGGCCAGGCCCUAUACUUGGUAAUGAUAUAACAAAUGUGAUUUAUGUAAUGCUUUACGUAGAAGUAGUAUUCAUACUACCAGUAUUGCGCUUACUUGGGUAAUGGGUAUAGUUUCUCAUCUAUGGUGCCCCCCCCACAGGUUCCUGGGGAAUCGCCAGAGGUUGAAUGUGACCAUCACCCGGGCCAAGUUUAGCCUGUUCAUUCUGGGCCAUCUACGGACACUCCAGGUAAUUAUGUCCUCCUCCUGGGUCAAAAAUCUGUGUCUGUAUGGAGGCCUGUCUGGUUGUAUUUCCUUUGCCAGCCUCGUUUUGAUUGUGUGUCUGUCUUAGGAAAACCAAGACUGGGGUGCGCUUAUCAAAGACGCCGCUACACGUGACGUCAUUAAAUCAACGAAUGAGAUGACCUUCAAGACGGUCUCCAGGAAGAUCUUCAAGCAGGAGCUGACCAGGAGCCUGUCUAACCCCCUCAGAGAAGCAGGCCCUCCCCCUGCUGCCUCCCGGCCCACCGCCGAUGCCCCCAGGGCUGCUCCCAUCGGGCUGCGGCGCUCCUCUGAGCCAGCCCUGUUCGCCCAGGGCUGGGACUCCCCCCAGCAGCCCAGCUCAGCAUCCCCUCCCCAGGCCGCUGACAGGCCCACAGACCCGCGUCUGGUAGUCCAGCAUCCACAGGCCCCCCAGCAUAGAGCAGACUGGGAUCUGCGAGCUGAAGGAAUCAGGGACCCACGAGCGGAGAUCAGAAGGGACCCACGAGCGGAGAUCAGAAGGGACCCACGAGCGGAGAUCAGAAGGGACCCACGAGCGGAGAUCAGAAGGGACCCACGAGCGGAGAUCAGAAGGGACCCACGAGCGGAGAUCAGAAGGGACCCACGAGCGGAGAUCAGAAGGGACCCACGAGCGGAGGGUUACAGAGACUCCCGGGUGGAAAACCUCAGAGACCCACGAGCUGAGAGGGACCCACGAGGACGGAACAGCCCAGAACAGCUUCACCCCACUGUGUACCGAAACCUGAGAUGUGCUGGCAGGGAGAGGGACAUGGACAGAGAGCGACACCAUUCACCUGUCACCGCGCCCUGCCCAGGAGACGGAGUCAACAGACCACCGUGGGACCACAGUGCUACAGCCUCCUUCAACAACCACACACACACUCACCCCCAGAAACGAGCCCCAGACACCCGAUGGAUCCCUCCCACCCACUCCAAGAGGGGGAAGAGAUGA
Coregonus sp. 'balchen' is the source of this 29508-nucleotide messenger RNA. The record is from the annotation of a GenBank genome assembly. Lineage: Eukaryota; Metazoa; Chordata; Actinopteri; Salmoniformes; Salmonidae.